AUGACUAAAUUCGACUUCGGCUUUCGAAGCCGUAGCCAGGAUGGUGAGGGCGAGGGCUGGUUUGGCAAAGUUCCGCAGUUCACUAUUAUCUCCCGCCCGGGGUCGUCGUUAGGGCACAGCACCCCUUCGUCCGGACUGGCAACCCCGACCGAAGAAAAGGGCCUGACGAGCUUGCAAUCCUGCCCAGACAUUGGUCGACUGGCCUCCUGGAGAGGAGCCUUGAUCUUGCUGGUGACUUCCGGCUCCCAGUUUCUUGAUAAUGUUUUCAUGACUAGUUCGAACAUCGCGCUUUCCUCUAUCCAAGAAGAGUUCGGAGUCUCCAAUACCCAGUUACAAUGGAUGAUAUCUGCAUACACCUUGACCUUUGGCGGGUUCUUGCUACUAGCAGGCGUGCUGUCCGAUCGAUAUGGGAGAAAAAUGAUCCUCUGCCUUGGGCUGUUCUGGCUCUCCGUCUGGACACUCGCGAUCGGAUUUGGCCAAUCGUUUAUCCAGCUUGCUGUCUUCCGUGGUAUCCAGGGAAUAGGUGCUGCGUUGACUGUUCCAUCGGCGAUUGGAAUCAUCAGUUCCUACUUCACCGGUGUUGACCGUACUCGGGCAUUAUCUAUCUACGCAGCAUCAGGAACACUGGGAUUCUGUGUCGGCCUCAUCUUCGGUGGUUUCCUGACCUCGUUCUCUGGGCGUUCUGGGCGCUAUCGUCCUUCCCAAAGACGAACUAGCGGGAAGGAAAAGCCGAAGAUGGAUUACUUUGGAGCGUUGCUAUCUACAGCCGGCCUAAUCCUACUCCAAUUUGUGCUUUCGAGUGGAGGCGAUUACGGCUGGAGCACCCCAUUCAUCAUCGUUCUUCUUAUCCUCGCGGUCGCCCUUCUGGUCGCGUUCACUUUCCUCGAAUGGUACAUCUCCUACCCGAUCAUGCCCUUAGAUCUAUGGAAAAUCCCCAAUUUCGCAGGACUUUGGAUCGCAGGGUUUACCUGCUACGGCAGCUACCAAAAUGUCAUCUACUACAUUGUCCUGAUGGCGCAACAGGUCGACAAUCUGUCCGCCGGCGACACAGCCCUCCGCUUCUUGCCUAUGGGCGCGAUCGGGUUCAUCGCCUCGAUGGGAACAGGGAAGGCCCUCGAAUACGUGAACGGGAAAUACACCCUUAUCGCCGGGCUGGUCCUGACGGUGUUAGCCCCCGUCCCCAGCGCAUUGACCGCAACGAACUCAGAGCCAGACUUCUGGGUCAACGUUCUCCCCACAUCCCUUAUUAGUAUCACAGCAGUAUCGCUCAUCUUCGUGACAACGAGUACCACGAUCCUAACCACUGUUCCUGUCAGCGUCAAGAGUUUAUGUGGUGGAAUGCUGAACACAGCCUUCCAAAUCGGCUCCGGCGUAGCCCUCGCCAUCUCGGCCGCGGUCACAGAAGCAGUCGACAUCAAAAAGGGUCACAGCCUUGCCCAGCAGUAUGCCACCGGCCUCUGGUGUUCUGCCGGACUAGCAGGACUAGGUCUCCUCAUUGCCAUGAUUUCCGUUCGUAGACGAGGCAUUGGACCUGGCGAUAGGAACGAUACGCCAGUUGCGAUUUAA
Messenger RNA from Aspergillus nomiae NRRL 13137, 1566 nucleotides. Its product is annotated as MFS transporter. NCBI's taxonomy places the organism in Eukaryota, Fungi, Ascomycota, Eurotiomycetes, Eurotiales, Aspergillaceae. The coding region runs from base 1 to 1566 and encodes 521 amino acids. Gene Ontology annotation, cellular component: membrane. Gene Ontology annotation, biological process: transmembrane transport. The record is from RefSeq and is a predicted model, not a curated record. The transcript has 6 exons. Gene Ontology annotation, molecular function: transmembrane transporter activity.